AUGGAGUUGAUUAUGGUAAGUAAUUUGUUUGAAAGGGUUAUUUUGAUAAUUUUGGUUAAGUUUAUUUAUAAUGAGUUUAAUUUAUUAAUUUCUAGUAAGUAUCAGUCUAAUACUAUUGUUUUUGUUAGAUUAUUAAUUUAUAUUAUAUUAUUGAAUUUGUUUGGGUUAUUACCUUAUGUUUUUACUGUUACUAGACAUAUUUCUAUUAAUUUGAUUUUGUCUUUAUCUUUGUGAUUAGGCUUUAUUUUGUAUGGGUAUUUAAAUAAGCCAGUUAUAGUGUUUAGUCAUCUUGUUCCUAAAAAUACUCCUAGAUUUUUAAUGAAUUUUAUGGUUUUGAUUGAAUUUGUUAGAAAUUUGAUUCGACCUUUAACUUUGUCUAUUCGAUUGACAGCUAAUUUGAUUUCUGGACAUUUGUUAAUAAUUUUGUUGGGUUUAUUUAUGUCUAAGACAAUUUUAUUGUUUUUGUGUUUGUCAAUUAUUGUUCAAAAUAUUCUUUUAAUUUUGGAAAUUUUUAUAGCUUUUAUUCAGGCUUAUGUGUUUUCGGUUUUGAUAACUUUAUAUUUUACUGAAUUUAAAUAAAUUUAAUGUUAA
Habropoda laboriosa is the source of this 591-nucleotide messenger RNA. RefSeq names its product ATP synthase subunit a-like. The record is from RefSeq and is a predicted model, not a curated record. NCBI's taxonomy places the organism in Eukaryota, Metazoa, Arthropoda, Insecta, Hymenoptera, Apidae. Gene Ontology annotation, molecular function: proton transmembrane transporter activity. Gene Ontology annotation, biological process: proton motive force-driven ATP synthesis. The transcript has 2 exons.